Molecule: messenger RNA, 3760 nt
Organism: Piliocolobus tephrosceles (Ugandan red Colobus)
Lineage: Eukaryota; Metazoa; Chordata; Mammalia; Primates; Cercopithecidae
Gene: SOBP
Product: sine oculis binding protein homolog
Exons: 7
Coding region: 516-3137 (873 amino acids)
Biological process (GO): animal organ development; inner ear morphogenesis
Cellular component (GO): nucleus
Molecular function (GO): zinc ion binding
Source: RefSeq, a predicted model, not a curated record
GCGCGCUCUCCCGGGCUCACACACAGCCGCGCACGCACGCCCGGGGCCGCUCUCCGCGCCGGCCCUCGCUCCCCGCGCCCAUGCGGACGGACAGAGCGACGGAAGAUGGCUGACGACUCCACGGGGCCCCGAGGAUGCGGCCCGGCGGCGGCGGCGGCGGGAGCGGCAGCGGCAGCGAGGGCGGCAGGGGCAGCGGCAGCAGCGGCGGCGUUGGCUGCGGCGGCGGCGGCGGCGGCAGCAGGAGCCGGAGCGGCGGCGGCGGCAUCCCCGAGACUCUUCGAACUACCCUUCCCCGUGACAGCCACUGACGUCCUCCGCCGCUAGAAGAGACCCCGCUUCUCGGCGCCCGCCCGCCCUCCCCCUUCGCGGCCCGGCCCGGCCCCGCCAGCACCGCUACCUCCGCCAGCCUCGCCACCAUCAGCACCACCUCCACCGCCGCCGCCGCCGCCGCCACCACCACCACCGCCGGCGGCGGCAGCAGCCAUUUCAUCUCCACAGAAACCAGACACAAAAACAUGGCAGAAAUGGAGAAAGAAGGGAGACCUCCGGAAAAUAAACGGAGCAGGAAGCCGGCUCACCCAGUGAAAAGGGAGAUCAAUGAGGAGAUGAAGAACUUUGCAGAAAACACCAUGAAUGAACUCCUUGGCUGGUAUGGCUAUGAUAAGGUUGAAUUAAAAGAUGGUGAAGAUAUUGAAUUCAGGAGCUACCCUACAGAUGGGGAGAGCCGGCAGCACAUUUCUGUUCUCAAAGAAAAUUCUUUGCCAAAACCAAAAUUACCCGAGGACAGUGUUAUUUCACCAUACAAUAUAAACACAGGCUAUUCAGGGCUUGCCACUGGAAAUGGACUCAGUGACUCACCUGCAGGGUCAAAGGAUCAUGGCAAUGUGCCCAUUAUUGUACCUUUAAUUCCACCACCUUUCAUAAAGCCACCAGCAGAAGAUGAUGUGUCAAAUGUACAAAUAAUGUGUGCCUGGUGCCAGAAAGUGGGAAUCAAGCGCUAUUCCCUGAGUAUGGGAAGUGAGGUGAAAAGCUUCUGCAGCGAGAAGUGCUUUGCGGCCUGCCGACGAGCCUACUUCAAGAGAAAUAAGGCUAGAGAUGAAGAUGGACAUGCUGAAAAUUUUCCCCAGCAGCACUAUGCUAAGGAAACUCCAAGGCUUGCCUUCAAGAAUAACUGCGAACUACUUGUAUGUGACUGGUGUAAGCACAUAAGACACACAAAAGAAUACCUGGAUUUUGGGGACGGGGAAAGAAGGCUUCAGUUCUGCAGUGCAAAAUGUCUCAAUCAAUACAAAAUGGACAUUUUCUACAAAGAGACGCAGGCCAAUCUUCCAGCUGGGCUAUGCAGCACAUUACACCCUCCCAUGGAAAAUAAAGCAGAAGGCACCGGGGUGCAGCUGCUCACUCCAGACUCUUGGAAUAUCCCGCUAACAGAUGCUCGGAGGAAGGCCCCCUCCCCGGUGGCUACAGCUGGCCAAAGCCAGGGCCCUGGCCCGUCGGCAUCCACCACCGUCUCUCCAUCUGACACUGCCAACUGCUCUGUCACUAAAAUCCCCACACCAGUGCCCAAGCCCAUCCCCAUCAGCGAGACUCCAAAUAUCCCUCCUGUCUCCGUCCAGCCACCUGCUAGCAUCGGGCCUCCCCUUGGCGUCCCGCCUCGCAGCCCUCCCAUGGUGAUGACCAACCGCGGCCCAGUGCCGCUGCCCAUCUUCAUGGAGCAGCAGAUCAUGCAGCAGAUACGCCCACCCUUCAUCCGCGGGCCUCCGCACCAUGCCUCCAACCCCAACAGUCCCCUGUCCAACCCCAUGCUUCCCGGUAUCGGGCCCCCGCCCGGAGGCCCCAGGAACCUGGGCCCCACUUCCAGCCCCAUGCAUCGGCCCAUGCUAUCGCCCCACAUCCACCCCCCGAGCACCCCCACCAUGCCCGGGAACCCCCCAGGCCUGCUGCCCCCGCCGCCCCCGGGCGCCCCGCUGCCGAGUCUUCCCUUCCCGCCGGUGAGCAUGAUGCCAAAUGGUCCGAUGCCGGUGCCCCAGAUGAUGAAUUUCGGGUUGCCGUCGCUCGCCCCGCUGGUGCCGCCCCCGACCCUGCUCGUGCCAUACCCCGUGAUCGUGCCCCUACCGGUGCCCAUCCCCAUCCCCAUCCCUAUCCCUCACGUCAACGACUCCAAGCCCCCCAACGGGUUCUCCAGCAACGGGGAGAACUUCAUUCCGAGCGCCCCUGGCGACUCCGCGGCGGCGGGCGGCAAGCCAGGCGGACACUCCCUGUCCCCGCGGGACUCCAAGCAGGGCUCGUCCAAGUCUGCGGACUCACCCCCUGGCUGCUCGGGCCAGGCCCUGAGCCUGGCACCCACGCCCGCCGAGCACGGCCGGAGCGAGGUGGUGGACCUGACGCGGCGAGCCGGCAGCCCCGCGGGCCCCCCGGGCGCGGGCGGCCAGCUCGGCUUCCCAGGCGUGCUGCAGGGCCCGCAGGACGGCGUCAUCGACCUGACCGUGGGCCACCGGGCCCGGCUGCACAACGUGAUCCACCGCGCGCUGCACGCGCACGUCAAGGCGGAGCGCGAGCCGGGCGCCGCGGAGCGCAGGACCUGCGGCGGCUGCAGGGACGGCCACUGCAGCCCGCCCGCCGCCGGCGACCCGGGCCCGGGCGCCCCGGCGGGCCCCGAGGCGGCUGCGGCCUGCAACGUCAUCGUGAACGGCACGCGCAGCGCCACCACCGAGGGCGCUAAGAGCGCGGAGCCGCCUCCCGAGCAGCCGCCACCGCCACCGCCGCCCGCGCCCCCCAAGAAGCUGCUGUCGCCUGAGGAGCCGGUGGUGAGCGAGCUAGAGUCGGUCAAGGAGAACAACUGUGCUUCCAACUGCCACCUGGACGGGGAGGCGGCCAAAAAACUGAUGGGCGAGGAGGCCCUGGCGGGGGGCGACAAGUCAGACCCGAACCUUAAUAACCCCGCGGACGAGGACCAUGCCUAUGCUCUGCGGAUGCUGCCCAAGACCGGCUGCGUGAUCCAGCCUGUGCCAAAACCCGCGGAGAAGGCUGCUAUGGCGCCGUGCAUCAUUUCCUCGCCCAUGCUCAGCGCCGGGCCUGAGGACCUGGAGCCGCCGCUCAAAAGGAGGUGCCUCCGAAUUAGAAAUCAGAAUAAGUAAAAGGAAUGCUCACUCACAGGGUACGCUCACGGAGAGAGGGCACAGAGCAAACCAUGUCACGCCAUCCAAUGACACCAGCUGGUCAGCUCACCACCCCCUCUGGCUCAAAUUCAAGCAAAUAAAGCCGCUUCCUGUCAUUAAGCAUCUCAGAGGAAGCAGCCCUCCCUCGAUGGCCUCUAGCCCAGAGAAGCCCGCGCGUCUUGGACCCACCAGGCAGGCCCAGCCUUCCUGCUGCCACCAUCUCUGCUUCUCCCCAGAGGAACUUAGGGAUUUCAUCCCUGGCUUUUAAAAAAAAUGAAAUACCAACAAGCCACAAGGACCAAUGUAGGUAUUCUCCCCGCCCCGUCUUCAAGGCUCAGCGGCUGAGGCUGGAAGAUGAUAUGGAUUGGAACACAAAAAAUCUUUUUUUAAUCUUUUUAAAAACUGCUGUGGUUUUGCUGCUACACUAAGAAUUGUGAUUUGCAUUGUACGGUUUUGGACCUAUACUGUUCACGUUUUGAUGGCGGAGAGGGGUGGUCCUGGAGGCCCAACGCUUCAGAGUCAUCUCUGUCCUGCCCGGGAUGCACUUUUAAAUGAAGAGUUAGAAUAUUUUAUUGGCUAAUAUACCUUUCUUGUUAUUUUUA